AUGCCUGCUGAUUAUUCACAGUUGAGAAUUUUCGGUUGCACUGCUUAUGCUCAUGUUGAUAAUGGAAAGCUAGAACCUAGAGCCAUUAGAUGUCUGUUUCUUGGUUAUGGUUCUGGAGUUAAAGGAUAUAAGUUAUGGAAUCCUGAAACUAAAAAGACUUUCAUGAGCAGGAGCGUUGUUUUUAAUGAAUCUGUUAUGUUUAAUGACAACUUGUCUACAGAUGUUUCUCCAGAUGUUUCUCCAGUUGGUUCUGAUGAGGAGCAGCAGCAUGUUAGCGUGCAGCACUCACCUCCUGUUUUGCAGCCUCAAAAUCAGUCUAUUGCAGAUCGCAGAACAAAGAAAAAUUGUGGACCUCGUCCACGUUUAAUUGAGGAAUGUGAUAUGGUUCAUUAUGCUUUUAGUUAUGCUAAACAGGUGGAGAACAUUCAUGAGCCGGUUACGCACACUGAAGCUGUUGUUUUUGGUGACCACGAGAAGUGGAUUUCCUCUAUGCAAGAGGAGAUGCAGUCACUCGAGAAAAAUGGCACAUGGGAUGUUGUGCGCUUGCCUAAACAAAAGAAGGCCUCUGUUAGUACUCCUGUUGCUCCUCAUUUUAAAUUAUCAGCUUUACAAUGUGCUAGUACGGAUGAUGAUUUUGAGUACAUGUCAAGAGUUCUAUAUUCUAGUGAUGUUGGUUCUUUGAUGUAUGCCAUGGUUUGCACUCGUCCUGAUUUAUCAUAUGCUAUGAGUUUGGUUAGUAGAUACAUGGAUAAUCCUGGUAAAUAA
Molecule: messenger RNA, 765 nt
Organism: Miscanthus lutarioriparius
Lineage: Eukaryota; Viridiplantae; Streptophyta; Magnoliopsida; Poales; Poaceae
Source: the annotation of a GenBank genome assembly